GGUUGCAGAAUAGCUCCAAAUAGGGCAUGAAGGGUUCUAGAAGCGCACCUCGCGUGUUCUUUACAAGGCAAAGUGCUUCCCACUGGUGGGCGAGGGCAGCUGCAGCGUGCCGCUUGCACGUGGUGCCCCUUUAAAGCACCUGGUAAUCAGGGUGCAGGAAGCAGAGACUACUGCUCUAUGGACUAAGCAGCGCAGUCUCUACCUUUUCCAGAUUUUCUUCAUCCUUAACAGAGGCUGGCCAUAAAUAUCAGUCUGCACGUAACUUGGAUCAGCAAUAACUCAGUUAUCCUUGAAUGGGCAAAGGACCUGUUGCUGCCAGUACAUCUAUUGACUUAUUUCAGGUGUUUAUAAGCAAGUUCUUGUAUUAGGAGCACGGAUAUCCGAAAUGUGCGCAAACAAUACCCAUUGGAACGAGAGUGCACCAGACGGCAAAGAAGCAGGUCCCGAAGUGGUAAUAGUACCUGUGAUCUUUGGACUGAUAUUUUUCAUUGGCAUCAUUGGGAACACUCUGGUCAUGGUAGUCAUUGGGAGGAUUAAGUCUCGGAGGUCUCGAAGUACCACCAACACCUUUAUCCUGAAUCUUAGCAUAGCAGACCUGUCUUUCCUCUUGUUCUGUGUCCCCUUCCAAGCUACCAUCUAUUCUCUGCCAGAGUGGAUCUUUGGAGCUUUUCUUUGCAAGUUUGUGCAUUACUUUCUGAUGGUCAGCAUGUUGGUGAGCAUAUUUACCUUAGUAGCCAUGUCUGUGGACAGGUACAUCGCUGUGGUCCACGCCAAGAGGUCCCCCUGUAUUCGAAAUAAGAAGAACGCCUCAAUUGCGGUGGGCGUUAUCUGGGUGCUGUCCUUUAUCAUUGCGGUCCCAGUGGCACAACAUCAGAUUCUUAUUAACCAUGUUGAAGCCCCCAACAGUUCCUUCUGCUGGGAAGAUAACUGGUCAAAUGAAGUCUUAAGAAAGAGCUAUAAAGUUACCAUCCUGGUUAUUGGCUAUCUUCUGCCUCUGGUGUUAAUAUCGUGCUGUUAUGCUAAGGUACUGUAUCACCUUCACAAACGAAUGAAGAAUAUGUCCAAGAAGUCAGAGAGAUCUAAGAAAAAAACUGCUCAGACAGUUUUUUUGGUGGUCGCUGUGUUCCUCAUUUCCUGGAUGCCACAACAUAUCAUCAUGAUAUGGGUGCAGUUUGGACAGUUUCCCUUAAAUGAUGGUACAUUUGCCUUUCGGAUCAUCUCACACUGCAUGGCAUAUGGCCAUUCCUGUAUCAACCCCAUAAUAUAUGCAUUCCUGUCUGAAAACUUCAGAAAAGCUUGUCGGCAAGUUUUCACUUGUAGGUUCCUUCUUCAGCCACCCCCUGAGGAAAAGGUGGUGAGAAUCCGAUUUGAGAACUUUUCCACAACGCACUCUACAACAAAUGUUUGAAAUGACUGCCCCAUAGGUGUGAAUCUGUAUUUAGCACUGCUGUAAAAGAGGAAGAUUAAGUGAAAGUAAAUGAAUGCACUAAAAUAAUUACAAUUAACGAGACUGAACCUAAAAGCAUUAAGUUGCUUUAGUGGCAAUCUGGUCGAAUGUCUGUUAAAAAGAUUUGUUACUUAAGUCUUGCAAGAUGGCUCAGCCUGCCAUCUCUUGAAAGUCUUAGCAUUAGGACUGUGUGAUGCUUUGAAUGUUUACGUUUUGGAGCUUUGGUUAAAUAUUUCACAGUAAAGGUCAUUGUAACUAUAGUCAUUUAUCCGUAUAAUGUUUGUUAAAAUACAUAGAUGCAUAAAGGGAAAUGAAAUCAAAUCGUACAUUUUAAGUGUGAGAGUGAGCUGUACAAACUACAACAACUCUGAGUAACUUAUGAUCGUAUUACUGUGCAAAAUAGUACUUUGUUUUCUGGACUUAAAGUGAAGAAAGAUGUAUGUUGUAGAUGUAAUAAGAUUGUUUUAUUUAUGCUUUAAACGCCAAAAAAUUCA
Protopterus annectens (West African lungfish) is the source of this 1941-nucleotide messenger RNA. Its product is annotated as galanin receptor type 1-like. Gene Ontology annotation, cellular component: membrane. Gene Ontology annotation, molecular function: G protein-coupled peptide receptor activity. Lineage: Eukaryota; Metazoa; Chordata; Ceratodontiformes; Protopteridae. The record is from RefSeq and is a predicted model, not a curated record. Bases 386 to 1408 code for a protein of 340 amino acids. Gene Ontology annotation, biological process: neuropeptide signaling pathway. The transcript is spliced from 3 exons.